GGAUGUUGUCCUUUGUUCUUCUUUUUUAUUUUUCCCGUAAAAAUACUGUGCUUUGAAUGCUACAGUGAAGUUGUCUCAACAAUAGUCGUCGCCGUUAUCGAUUAAAACUCGCGGCUUCCGAGGUUCCUAGGGCUUCUAAGUGAAAAUUAGUUUCAAAUUUCCGGAGGAAAUGGCGGCGGAGUUUAGUUCUGUUUAGUUCAGGUGAAGUUAGAGCGGGCACUGUGGACUGAGAAAGAGGGAGUGAGUUUUGGUAAAAAGAGAUGGAAGAAGAUAUGGAGGUGGAGAUAGAGCCAGCAUUCGAGGUGAGAGAGAUCGAUCUUGAUUACGAGUUUGAUGCGGCUCGGUUCUUUGAUUUCACGCGCGAGGAGUCUCCGGGAGAGGCCGGAGAAGCUGAACUUUGGUUCGACUCGGCGCCGACUCAUCCUCCUUCUCCUUUUAUGACAAGGUUAGUAAUAAGAGAGGAAAGUCUCCUGGAAAAUGUGACUACGUCUCCAAAAUGUGAUGAAGAAGAUACUAAUACACUACAUCAAAGUGAUUCCAAAAAUGUAAUUGCCUUGGAAUUUUCAGCUGUGAGUGCCAUUAGCAAAGGAAAUGAAGGAGCUAACAGAGGGAUCUCCACCAAUAUACAGAAAAUUUUACGAAAUGCUCUGAAUCAGUCAUUUCAAUUAACUACAGGCUUGACAACUUACAAUCACUUACCCAGUGAUAAGUUAAAAGCUAAAUCUAAGAGUGCAAAACCCAUGCCAAGGAGCUCAACUCUUAUGAAACCUACUGCUAGCCAGUUAGCCAAACAAAAUCGCCUCCCUCAAGUUGCUACAUCCAGAUUUCAGAAGCAACAGGUGCUAAACAUUAACAGAAGCCUAGGUAAUUCUUUAGUGGUGGAAAUCCAAGCUGCCAAGAGGCAGAAGCUGGAGGGAGGUCUCUUGCGUAAGGUUGAUGAUGUGAAGCAGCAAUCCACUUUGGUCCACAAGGCACCUAAAAAAGAAGGUACUAAACAUAGAAAUGCCGCCAAUACCAAGCUGAAGCUUACCAUUCCAAGGGAACCUGAGCUUGAAACAGCACACAGGGCUCAACGAUUAUGGCCUAAGAAUAGUACAGAGGAAGAGCUUGUUACAUCUGUCACACAUAGAUUCAAAGCACGCCCAUUGAAUAGAAAAAUUCUCGAGGGUCCUUCAUUGCCUGUUCCAAAAAAGAGUGUUCCAAAGUUGCCAGAGUUUCAAGAAUUUCACCUGAAGACAUUGGAAAGGGCAGUGCAACACUCAUCAGCUGUAUCCUCCUCCUCAAUCCAUACAAAUGCUGCUAAGGGGUUUGAGAACCCUUGUACAAUUUCUGCUAAUGGCAAUGGAACUAGCGAAGCCAGAAGACCAAGUGUCAUGGAUGCCACUGGUCAGGAUAUUUGUGACACAAAGUACAACUUCAAAGCUCGUCCUUUAAACAGGAAGGUAUUUUCCAGUAAGGGUAAUAUUGGUGUUUUUCAAAAUAUCAAGAGGGAAACCACAGUGCCGAUGGAAUUUAAUUUCCAAAAUGAAAAGAGGGUUCCGAAAAAUCCACCGGUCGAACUUUUUAGCAAGCUAUCUCUUACAUCUGAGAUACAGCCAAGCAAUGGAUCUCAGAUGAAGUCUCCUCGGCCUACCUUUAUAUCUAGAAAGGGCUCAAAAGAAAAUAGAUUCACUUCUUUCCGACCAGAACAUGCAGUGAGUUUUCAUAGUUUCAGUACAGAAGUUUGUUUAACAUCAUUUUUGGUACAUUGA
Hibiscus syriacus is the source of this 1751-nucleotide messenger RNA. Its product is annotated as protein TPX2-like. Gene Ontology annotation, molecular function: microtubule binding; protein kinase activator activity. Gene Ontology annotation, cellular component: nuclear microtubule; mitotic spindle. NCBI's taxonomy places the organism in Eukaryota, Viridiplantae, Streptophyta, Magnoliopsida, Malvales, Malvaceae. The transcript is spliced from 16 exons. The record is from RefSeq and is a predicted model, not a curated record. Gene Ontology annotation, biological process: regulation of mitotic spindle organization; activation of protein kinase activity; mitotic spindle assembly. The coding region runs from base 261 to 1751 and encodes 496 amino acids.